AUGCCUAAAAAGAAGGAAAAACGUUCCAAGAAAGCAGCAAAAGAAUUAAAAACUGUAUCCGAGGUUGGUGAAAUUGAUUUAAAUAAACCGAUCAAAAAUCGAUUUGAUCCGAACGACCCUGUCCUGUUUGAUUUAACACUACCGACAUUUGAAAAAGAGCUACUAGAUCAAGAGCGUGAUCGCGUAGGCAAGCUGAACGAGAAGAAAUCGAAAGAGGAAUUAGUAAUCGAUAGACGCAAGAAAGAAAUUAAGGCAAAAGUCAAGGAGAUUUUGAAAAUUUCGCCCACGAAGUACGAACCAAUUGAACCGGCAAUACGGGAUAAAAAUAUCAUUGACGUUAUAAUGGCCCAACGAAGUGAAAAAAUUGUGGUGAAACUAUCUGAUGGUACUCGGAUUACUUUACCUUUGGCAAAAUUUGAUUCCAACGCGCCGCUGUAUCGGGGAUCUGGGUGGACAAAAGAAACGAUCGAAGAGGAGCACCAUCACGGACGUGAAACCUUUUCACUCGCGAAGUUAUUUGAAGCGAAAGAACAAGGCGUUGAAGAAUGGGAAUUGGAAAUGAUGCGAUUAGCGAACAAACGAAAAAAAAAACUAAAAGGUGAAGAUUCCGUGGAUUGGAAAGAGAUGCUGUCUGGUUGUUUGGAAAAUAUGGAUUGGGACAAAUUUGAAGAAGAUACUAAACAAAUUAUAGAUGAGAAAGAUGAAGUGGUUGAAAGCGAAGAUAUACCAAUGGCUGUUGACGAUAUGGAAAAAACAAAAAAUGUCAAUGAAAAACUGAAAAAAGGCGGAGAAGAAGUUUUAUCACAACUCGCUACCAUGAAAGAAGUCCCUGAGGUGAUUAAAGUACUGGACAAGGGAGAAUUGUGUGAACUACAAGAAGUCUCAGGUAUCAGAGUUGAACUGGGCAGCGGAACUAAUCGCUUUGUUCCUGGUCAAAUGGUUCAAGAUGACGAACGUGGCAUGUUUGUGCCUGGGCAAACGGUAUUAAAAGAAGAUGGAUCAAGUGAAUAUACCCCAGGUAUAACUAUUUGCCAGGACGAUGAACCUACCCUUAUUCCGGGUUUGGUUAUGGGGGAGGAAGAGUCGUCACCACUGUUUCUUCCUGGAGAUUCAACAAUUACCGAAGGGGGGCAAUUGCAGUUCGAAGCAACAGAAGAGGACUUACCACCAAAACCAGAACCUCUAAGCGAACCCAGCGAAUCGGGCUCAUCGAGUCCUUCGCGGUCACCUUCUCCGGAACCCGUUGCCGCCGCACCAAAACCCAAACCAAAGAAACAAGAACCGAUUGUGAUUCGUCGCCGAAAUAUUCCUGAACCAACACAACCAGUUGUAAAAGAAAAAGUUAAAAAGAGGCCUCCUAUUGAUGUUAAACCUAAAGAAAAGACACCGCCACCGAGAGUUAUAAUUCGCCAAACGCGACCUCAAGGGGACGAUCCAUUAAAGGCCUUCGAAGAACGACGACGCCAAGAGGAAGAGGAAAGCAAGAAACGGAUGAAAGAACACCUAGAAGAAAGAAAAAGAAAUGAAGAAAAGAAGGUCGAUCAGCUCCGGCUGCAGAUCAGGCAAAAAUACAGAAACAUGAAGUUCGAAAACCCCCCUCCUUACAAGCCAAUGGAACCGGUCACGAAAAGUAAACAACUAGAAGAACUCGAGCAAAGUAUAAUUAAGGGAACGUUCUUUGAAGACGAAAAUACCAAGAAAAUUAUGGAAAAUGUACGGAAUACUUCUCGUCUGCAGCGAUUCGCUGUCGGCUAUUCUGCUGGAUUUAAUAAUUAUGUAGGUCUGGGAUUCGGAAAAUAUAGUUUGAUGGAUUCUGGUUCGAGGACGCUCGGCGUGACCCGCUCCUAUCGGGUGUUAGUAUACUAA
This is a messenger RNA of Photinus pyralis (common eastern firefly), 1866 nucleotides long. RefSeq lists its product as uncharacterized. The record is from RefSeq and is a predicted model, not a curated record. The coding region runs from base 1 to 1866 and encodes 621 amino acids. NCBI's taxonomy places the organism in Eukaryota, Metazoa, Arthropoda, Insecta, Coleoptera, Lampyridae. The transcript is spliced from 2 exons.